Anopheles cruzii is the source of this 638-nucleotide messenger RNA. Its product is annotated as leptin receptor overlapping transcript-like 1. Gene Ontology annotation, biological process: late endosome to vacuole transport via multivesicular body sorting pathway. NCBI's taxonomy places the organism in Eukaryota, Metazoa, Arthropoda, Insecta, Diptera, Culicidae. The transcript has 4 exons. Bases 27 to 380 code for a protein of 117 amino acids. Gene Ontology annotation, cellular component: endosome. The record is from RefSeq and is a predicted model, not a curated record.
AUGGCAGAAUCACUGAAAGAAUCGUCAUGCUGGCCAUGCUAGGCUCGAUCGGAAUGACCAUGAUUAUAUUGGCGUGUGCUCUUCCUACCUACAACUUGUGGUGGCCAAUAUUUGUUGUGCUUUUCUACAUCAUAUGCCCCUUGCCUACUUUGAUCGCGAAAAGAAGUCAGAACGCGGACGAUGGCGUUCGAGCACCGAAUGCGAUGUUUGCUACCAUUGGAAUCAUUCUCAGCAGUUUCGCUUUGCCAAUCGUUUUAGCGCGUGCCGGUGUGAUUCAAUGGGGUGCCGGAAUACUUACGUUGGCUGGCAAUUCUGUGGCGUAUACAACAAUUUUGGCAUACUACUUUGGAUUCGAAUCUAGCGAUUCAGGCAUGUGGUAAAGUGGAGAUGUGCGCCCAUCGUAUUCACAUUUGUUUUAGUUUUUUUGUGGCAGCAACCGAAAGCCAUACUCCCGCGUGCAACAUUGUACGCUCUCAUCUAUAAUGCUACGAUUUCUUACUAUUCUGAGAGUUUCGUAUUUCUUUCCUUCGACUUUACAGCGAAAUCCACAAUUAGGAUAUACAAAAAAUGUAUGCAUUAUUUAACAAUUCCAUUCAGCAGGAGAAGAAAUUAAUAAACAGCGAAUAUUAGAAUUUAUG